Periophthalmus magnuspinnatus is the source of this 1883-nucleotide messenger RNA. RefSeq names its product poly(A) binding protein interacting protein 2B (gene paip2b). Gene Ontology annotation, molecular function: mRNA regulatory element binding translation repressor activity. Gene Ontology annotation, biological process: negative regulation of translational initiation. The transcript is spliced from 4 exons. Gene Ontology annotation, cellular component: cytoplasm. Bases 244 to 639 code for a protein of 131 amino acids. The record is from RefSeq and is a predicted model, not a curated record. NCBI's taxonomy places the organism in Eukaryota, Metazoa, Chordata, Actinopteri, Gobiiformes, Gobiidae.
UGUACAACUGGACAAACGCGACCACCACAAACGUGACCCUUUUGCAGGUUUUGUCACCGAACUGUCGCUUUUCUUCACGUUUUCGACGCGAGCGCACACGCCCCUGUCUUGGGCGUCGGUGCACUUUGUAAGCCGAAGCCGAACCUCGCUACAGGAUUCUAUGGUGUUUGAAUACGGAAAAGACCACUUCCCGGACAGCUGCUUCGUCCCCAUUUGCACUUUAAGUUCAGUGAACCAGCUGAGAUGAGCGGUCCAGAGGUGGCCAAGACACCAGGAGGCGGUGCCCCGGGGAAGGAGGGUAAAGAGCCGGUGGCCAAUGGGCAUGCAGGAGAUGGCAACGACGCCAAUCCCUUUGCUGAGUACAUGUGGAUGGAGAACGAGGAGGAGUACAACAGACAGGUGGAAGAGGAGCUGUUGGAGCAGGAGUUCUUGGAGCGUUGUUUCCAGGAGAUGUUGGAGGAGGAAGACCAGGACUGGUUCAUUCCCUCACGUGACCUCAACAACGCAGGUGUGGGCCAGCUGCAGCAGCAGCUCAAUGGGCUGUCAGUAAGCGAGCAGCACAGCAGCCCGGAGGAGGUGGCAAGGAAGAGUGUGUUGAAUCCUGAAGCCAAGGAGUUUGUCCCGGGGAAGAAGUACUAGAAGUCCCCCUCACCCCCGUGGAGCCGCACACGCGCAUUCACGCGCAUACACGCACAUACACGUACAUACACGUGCACUCUCAGUGUCAUAUUCUCAGAGACUCUGUCGGCUAUGCCGCACUCACUGACCACACAGGGGCGUGUGAGCCCAGGCGGGGGGUGGGGGGACUGCUCUUUCUGUUUUUUUUCCCUCUUUUUAUUUUCUGUUAUUUUCUUGUAAAUUGAAGGGUGUUGGGGUCAGGGGUGGCGGGAGUAUUACCAGCACCGCCCUGGUGAGGGCUCUAGCUCAUCCUUUAGCAGACAGGGCACACAGAACUCGAUGUCCCCUUUAAACUAAGGCAGCUACCAGUGGCAUGAUGGCAGGAAGUCCUCAGACACAAGCCCACGUCAGACUAUGGUCUCCAGCACAGACGGUCAGAGAGUAUUUUAGAGGAGCCUUUGGGUUCUGUGUAUGCCCUGUUCUGCUCACAGCCGGCACACAGGCAGAGCUCCAAACCCAACCCAAGCACCCGGCUACAGCUCGAAUCAUGGAAUACAGCUGCAGAUGCAUUAUGGCCUCAGGUAGAUGUCUGGCAGGUCGCGUGGCCAGUGGGUCUAGGGUUUGGCGGGUCGUGGGGCCAUGGACUUAAGGACUUAACAGGGGUAGUGUUUGGGUUUGGUGCUCUGUAGUGUGCUUUGCAGAGACCACUUGGUGUUUCCAGUAUCCAACCAAGAAUCCAUAUCCGAUCAGGUUUUCAGACUCUCCUGGCUUAGUUUCCUCAUGUUUUGGAGGACGAGGUGUGCGUGUAUCUGUUCGUACAGUAACCCGGAGUCCUUCAGCACUUUCCAGGACACACUCUGCUGAGCUUUUGAGCUUUGUUUGGGCUGGGACAGUUAGACCUGCCUCCUGUAAAUCAGACACAGCUUGUCUGUAAGGUCAUCUGUAGGUUGUAAAGUCAUUUUUUUAGGGUAAAGUUAGUCUGUAUUUUUAGUUCAUGGUGCUGAGUAGUUAAUUUUGCUCAAAGAUGCACUCAGUGUUUGCAGUGGGGGUUGGAGUGAGUAUAUGGAGCAGAACCUCCUGAAGCUGCUGAGCGACCCCUGGUGAAGUCAGUAGGAAUGUCCGCCAGGUGAAUAUGUACAACUUGGAAUCAUUUUGUGAUUUACUUUUGUUAGUGACCCAAGAGUCUGAGGUCCAGAGACACAGAGUAUGAAUUUCAUUACAAUAAAACCAUGAAAAAAAGAUCAAUAAAGUUGUUAAAGACAAAA